Messenger RNA from Mytilus californianus (California mussel), 432 nucleotides. Its product is annotated as cystatin-A2-like. The record is from RefSeq and is a predicted model, not a curated record. The transcript has 3 exons. Bases 17 to 361 code for a protein of 114 amino acids. Gene Ontology annotation, molecular function: cysteine-type endopeptidase inhibitor activity. NCBI's taxonomy places the organism in Eukaryota, Metazoa, Mollusca, Bivalvia, Mytilida, Mytilidae. Gene Ontology annotation, cellular component: cytosol.
CUUAAUACCAAUAAUUAUGAUAAAGUUUGUGAUCCUGUUGUGUGCAUCUGUUUUUGCAGUUGCUGUUGUGGCUCAAAGACCUGGUGGUUUAAUGGGCGUGGAAGAGCCAACUCCAGAAGUUAAUAGGAUAGUGGACGAUUUAAAAGGUGAUAUAGAGGCCAUGCUUGGGGAAAAAAUGAAAAAGUUCACGGUUAUUUCCUACAGGAAACAAGUUGUAGCAGGAACAAACUAUUUCAUUAAGAUUAAGUAUGGUCUUAAGUACGUCCAUAUCAGAGUUUUUAAAUCACUUGGAGGAGGAGUUACAUUGGCAAAAGUGGAAACUGGACAUAAAUUAAAUGAUCUUAUUGAUUAUUUCCAAUGAUUUUCUUAUCCUGAAUACAAAGAGCUGACUGUAUAAAGUAGUAUUAAAUAAACAAAUCCUAAUCUGUUAAA